This is a messenger RNA of Lodderomyces elongisporus, 1557 nucleotides long. RefSeq names its product DNA primase subunit (gene PRI2). The record is from RefSeq and is a predicted model, not a curated record. Gene Ontology annotation, cellular component: alpha DNA polymerase:primase complex. Gene Ontology annotation, biological process: DNA replication, synthesis of primer; DNA replication initiation. NCBI's taxonomy places the organism in Eukaryota, Fungi, Ascomycota, Pichiomycetes, Serinales, Debaryomycetaceae. The coding region runs from base 1 to 1557 and encodes 518 amino acids. The transcript has a single exon.
AUGUUUCGUCAAGUAAAGAGAAAGACUGCGGGAAGAAGGAAUUUCGAGGAGAAAGCUAUAUCUUCCAAAAUACAAUAUAACCUACCAAAACUAUUCUCGUCAAGGCUUUCGUUUUAUGAUUUACCUCCAACAGAAGAAAUCACGCUUGAGGAGUUUGAAAAAUGGGCUAUCGACAGGCUCAAAAUCCUUAUCGAGAUUGAAUCGUGUAUAGCGAGAUCCAAGACACCAGCAGAUAUGGAAUCAGCCAUCAGACCUUUACUUCUCAAGUAUAUGCCCUUGAGUCCCUCUGGUGCAGCCGCUGAGCAUGUGAUUAUUCAGGAAAGGAUGAAGGAUUAUUACAGUCAUUUCAUACUUCGAUUGGUGUUCUGCAGAAGCGAGGAGUUGAGAAGAAAAUUUAUCAAAAAUGAAACCAUUUUGUUUAGAAUCAGAUACAACAUCAUGCAACCUAAGGAGCAAAAGGAAUUUAUUGAAUUAAACCUGUAUAAACUUCCCUGGUCAUAUAUUUCGAGAGAAGAAAGAACUGAACUUUUUGAAAAGUUAUUUGCAGCAAGCGGACACAUACUCAAGCAACAAUAUAGUUCUGAUGGCGAGACACCGUUUACUAAUGACCAAGUGAGACAAAUGAUGUCGACUCGAGAGAAUUUUAUUAAAUUACCAUUUGAAAAGAUAACUCAAUUGGUUUCCAGUAGAUCGGUGUAUUUGCAUAAAGGUUAUGGCUAUUUACCUACAAGUUUGCAGUUGAAUCUAUUGGCAGCUGAGUUUCAAGAGAACUUGAACCAAAUACUCAUUCGUACGUUCCAAGCAAUUCCUCGACUAGAAGAAGACGAUAGACUUCUUCCCUUACUCAAUAGUUUGUCACAAAACUUUGCCAGCUUCCAAUAUGAAACAGAUGUUAAUAGCGAGUUGGCCUCGGAUAUCAAUGCUGUCACCAUAACAUCCAAACAAAUUAUGUCGCAUUACCCCCUUUGUGCUACACAUUUACAACGCAAUUUGUCCAUCAACUCACACUUGAAAUAUACCGGUCGUCAACAACUUGGAAUUUUCCUUAAAGGUAUUGGCUUGAACGUUGAUGAGGCAUUGAAAUUUUGGGCACAGCAAUUCACUAAAAACGGUAACAUGUCACAAGAAACAUUUAACAAAGAGUACAAGUAUAACAUUAGACAUCAAUACGGAUUAGAAGGUGCUAGAAUCAAUUAUAGACCAUGGGAUUGUGCAACCAUUUUGAACAAACCCAAACCCAGAGCCAAAGAGUUUCACGGGUGUCCAUAUAGGGAUUUCACUGAAGCUCAGUUAAAGCAGACUUUCGAAGAUAAGGGUAUUAAGAAUAUUGAAGAUAUUAACCUGAUCAUGGAUAAUGUACAAAAGCAACAAUAUACAAUUGCUUGUACUCGUGUAUUUGAACUAACACAUCAAAAAGAAUUACUUGCUCAAAGCAAAGCUGGGCAACCAGCUCAAAUGGAGCAUAUAAACCAUCCAAACUUGUACUUUGACCGAAGCAGACAACUCGAAAGAGCAACGCAAAAGAAAGAAGAAGAAGGUGUGGGAACCACCCAGUAG